AUGAAAGCAAAGAAAUUAAAUAUAAAAUCACAGUUGAAACCGACGUUCGUUAUGAUGAAGGAAUUCCCUCUUAUUGAUGUUCCUCUCAUUUGGUUUCGGGUUUUGUGUAGUGCAUCUAUCACGCCAAAUUUUGAUCUUGACUCGAACGAACCCGACAACCAAUCAAUCACUCCGGUACAAUCGGCAGAAACGAUAGAACAAGAAGCCGAGAACAAGUUUGGUGAUGAUGAAACAGCAACACACUCUAGCGCUUGA
Cotesia congregata is the source of this 255-nucleotide messenger RNA. The record is from the annotation of a GenBank genome assembly. NCBI's taxonomy places the organism in Eukaryota, Metazoa, Arthropoda, Insecta, Hymenoptera, Braconidae.